CGGAAAGCCGCCGGGAGGGAGUAUAAAGGCGGCUGGCGGAGCGCGAGGGUCCGCAGAAGAGAAAGCGGGAAUGCCGGAAAGAGCCGCCAUGCCUCUGCACUGCCUCCUGUUGCUGCUGACCUGGCUGGGCACAGCCUCUGGGGCCGCCCACACCCCUGCCUGCAAGAUGAGGAUCACGGACAAGGGCCUCGCGCUGGUGAAGGAGGAGGGUCUGCGCUUCGUGGAGCAGGAGCUGGAGAGCAUCUCCGUUCCCGAUCUGCAUGGCAAGCAGGCCCAGUUCCACUACAACAUCAGCAACGUGAAGGUGACUCACCUGCAGCUGAACUUCUCGGAGCUCCGUUUCCAGCCGGAGCAAUUCCUGGCCUUCCGGAUCAACAACGGCUCCAUCGGGGUGCGGUUCCGGCGGCAGCUGCUCUACUGGUUCUUCCGUGGCCUGAAUCCCCCUCACCGGGUGAAGUCCAUCUCCAUGACCACCUUCACGGAGGGCGAGGUCCAGUUCCUCCAGUCCCGGGGAAACGAAGCCUGCCGGAAGAUCUGGUUGGGGUCUUUCGACUCGCGGUCGUCUCUGCUGCCGGAUUCUCUGGACCCUCAGAAAGUGAAGGAGUUCCUGCAGGAGAAAUACGAGAAGAAGCGAUGGUACGUGUCUCCUGACCAGGGCAAAAGCCUGGCGGCCCCCAGUGCCCAGGCCUCCCCUGCAGGAGCCAAGAUGGGCGCCAAGACCCCCCAGGCCACCCGCGUGGAGAGCUUCGCCCACGGGCUGUGCUUCAGCCACCGGCCGCUGGAGCCCGGGCAGCUCUUCCUGGUGGAGAUCGAGGAGAAGGAGGCGGGCUGGUGCGGCCACCUGCGCGUGGGGCUGACCGCCCACGACCCCGGCCGUCUGUCCGCCGUGCCCGAGUACUCGCUGCCGGACCUGGUCAACCUGGGCGACAGCUGGGUCUUCGCCAUCACCCGCCACCACAACCGCGUGGGCGAGGAGGCGCCGGCCGGCGGACUGGGGCCCCUCUGCGGGCCCCACCUGACCAUCGGGCAGGUCCGCAUCCCACGCGACAGGCUGGUGGGCCGGAGCCGUCCGGGCCGCUACAGCCACAUCCUGGACGAGCUCUACAAGGCCAACGUGCUGCCGCCCACGGCCCGCAAGAGCCGCAUCGGGGUGCUGUUCACGCCGCAGCCGGACGGGACGGCCCACAUGCACAUCGUCAUCAAUGGGGAAGACAUGGGGCCCAGCGCCAAGGGGCUGCCCGGCUCCCGACCCCUCUAUGCCGUGGUUGACGUCUUCGCCUCCACCAAGAGCGUCCGGAUCAUCCAGGUGGAAUACGGCUUCUUGGCUGUCCGAGUAGGAGUAGCCGACGCCAACGGGGGACUCCAGGUAGAGGAUGGCAUGUUCUUCCCUCUGCGGAACGAGAACGAGACCCUGCCCAACACAGCCCCGGAGCCCCUCCUGAGGGAGACGGAGCGGAUGGUCUACAUGGGGCUCUCCGAGUACUUCUUCGACUCCGCCCUCUUCUCCUACUACCGGGCGGGGGUCCUGAACAUGGAGUUUGCAGGGGACCAGGUGCCAAAGGAUUUGCAGGUUUUGCUGAGAGCCUCUUUCUUCGGAAGCAUCGUGCUGCUGAACCCCGAAGUGGUGGACGCACCCCUGACCUUAAAGCUGCAGGUGACCGAAGCCCCCCGCUGCACCAUCCGGACCUCUGGCACCUCUGUCUCCGUCUCCGCCCUGCUCAACAUCUUCCUGGCCCCCCUGAACCAGCCCCCCGUUCUGCUUUCCAGCCUGACGAUGGAAUCCCGCUUAAGUGCCAAGGUGGUCCUUCACGGCAAGGCUCUUCGGGUGCAGCUGGACCUCCGAAGGUUCCGGAUCUACUCCAACCAGUCAGCCCUUGAAUCCUUGGCACUCCUCCCGCUGCAAUCGCCCCUGAAGACCCUCCUGCAAAUGACCAUCAUGCCCUUCAUCAACGAGAAGACCAUGAAAGGGGUCCGGAUCCCCCUCCCCGAAGGCAUGGACUUCACCAAGGAGACCAUCAGGAGCCACUUGGGCUACCUCACCGUCGGAGCAGACCUGCACUUCAGCAAAGGGCUGCGAGAGGUCAUCGAGAAGCUCCGGGCCACACCGGGCCCUUCUCUGGCCUCCAGGGCUGCCUAGGGCCCCGGAUCCCGUCCCUCCCCUGGCCCCAACCUCACCCUGCCGGAGACGAAGGUCCUUGUAAGCCUCUGGGGCAGCUGAAUAAAGAGCUUCGCUGCCCGA
Thamnophis sirtalis is the source of this 2239-nucleotide messenger RNA. NCBI's taxonomy places the organism in Eukaryota, Metazoa, Chordata, Lepidosauria, Squamata, Natricidae. The record is from RefSeq and is a predicted model, not a curated record.